AUGCUUUCUGAACUUCCAACAGAGCUUUUGUUCUGGAUUUGCAGAUAUCUUCAAACGAAUCACAUUCUGAACUUAUGCCUGAUCUGUCGCCGAACCAGUCUCAUUUUCACUGAAGCGCUCUUCCACUCCCUUUUGGUUGAUAAAGUCUCGCCGCUCUUUGGUGCCGUGACGGCCCAAAGAUUGGAUAUUGCAGCGCGAUUCAUCAAAGAAUACCACGUGAAUAUCGACUUUGAAUACGCAGGGAAGAAUAUGCUUCUUCUUCUUCUUGCUAUUGACCUGCAAUACCCAGAGGCCGUGGGUCUGAUACUCAAAUAUCAGCCUAAUCUUCGCUCCUCUUGCGACCUUGGCGGUCGAGGCCCACUGUCACUUGCCGUGGUUGGCGGUGAUGCUCCUAUUGUCGAGCGCUUCUUCAAUGUCAAGAGAUUGAUGUCACGGAUCAUCUCGGCUGGACGCCGCUUACAGCAUGCAAAUCCUGAGAGGCACCAUAUCGCAGUGGAGAUGCUGGUGACCCACACGGGAAUUGAUGUCAACUGCCAAAGCUCACAACAUGAUCCACAUCUCGCGUUGGCUGUGAAGAAGCUCCAGGGACAGCAAUCUGUCCGCAUGGUUGAGUCUCUCCUGUUACAUCAUGAAAUUUAUGUGAAUCUGUCAGACUGCAGAGGACGAACGGCUCUAUGGCACGCUGUCAACCGAGGCCACUACGACCUCGUGAAACUUGUUCUGCGCCUGAGUCGCUUGAAGUUGACUGAACCUGACAGAUAUGGGGUGACGCCAUAUAAUUUCGACGAGACAGGCUUCGCAAUGGGCCUUACUGCAACUGCUAAAGUGAUUACACGUACAGAAUACUAUGGGAAACUUGCACUUUUACAGCCUGGAAAUCGUGAAUGGGUGACUGUGAUUGAAUGUAUCAGUGCAGCCGGAUAUGUACUUUCACCCUAUAUUAUCUUCAAGCACAAAUCCUUGAAUUUAGCAUGGGCAGAAGGCCUUCUACAGGAUUGGAUAUUGGAUAAUAGUCCAAAUGGAUGGACUUCAGACGAAAUUAGCCUAUGUUGGCUUCAAAAAGCGCUGAUUUCGGAUAUAUCACACUCACAAGGUGGAUAUCAGUUUCUUGUUCUCGAUGGACAUAGUAGCCAUUUAACACCCAAAUUCGACGAAAUUUGUGCUGCAAAUAAUAUUAUACCAAUUUAUAUGCCUCCACACUCCUCACAUCUUUUACAGCCACUUGAUGUUGGCUGUUUUGCGGUUCUAAAGCGAGCAUAUGGACGAUUGGUAGAAUCAAAGACUCGUCUUGGCUUUAACUAUAUUGAUAAAUUCGGCUUUCUUAUGGCUUAUCUAAGUGUAGGUGUAGAUAUAUUUAAGCUAAAUACUAUUUAA
Molecule: messenger RNA, 1374 nt
Organism: Penicillium angulare
Lineage: Eukaryota; Fungi; Ascomycota; Eurotiomycetes; Eurotiales; Aspergillaceae
Exons: 1
Coding region: 1-1374 (457 amino acids)
Cellular component (GO): nucleus
Molecular function (GO): DNA binding; protein binding
Source: RefSeq, a predicted model, not a curated record